UGAUAAUCGCUUCAGAGAGACAGAGAGAGAGAGGGGGGGAGAGAGAGCAGUGAUAAAGAGAUUAAGAGAGGAAAACGAGACAAAGUCGUGUAAAUUUGAGCGAGUAAACGUUCCGAGAGUCACGCUAUCUUUGAAGAGCGAGAGAGAAGGAGAGCAAGAGAGAGAGGCGAUAACACCGUUUGUUCUUCUUGGACUCAGUUUGUGAGCGGCUGACGGGCAGUGCGGACGGAGAGACACAAUCAGUCCCUUAUCCGACGUUCAGAGGUGUUCAACCCUCUGUGGGAAACUGAAUGAGACGCUUCGCAGGGAAACUGGGAACGAAUCAGCAGCGAGAGAGCAAGAACAAGGAAGAUAUUAAGCUGCGCGAGGAAUAAAAAAAGAGGAGUGAGUGACACCUGCCCUCCAGCUCAGUGUGAAGGGCGCGGAGUGGAGGAGAGAGAGGAGGAGCAUGAAAAGAGGGAGAACACAAGUAAGAAUGAAGCCAACUGGAAAACAAGUUCUGCCUUACAGCAAACCUCGCUGAAAUUAGGAUAUCUUGCAAGUAGACACGAUGAUUACAAGAAAUCUGCUCCUAUUAGUCUCCCUGUGCCUGUGGGAGCGGCUUGUGGGGGCCUCGGCCAGUAAGGCUGUCCGAAGCAGAGCAGUGGGCAGUUUGCACAUGUUGAAACUAGGGAACAGCCGAGCGGUGGACCAAUGGGACGUGAGCGUGGAUGCAAAUGCGGUGCCUGUGGUGACUCUAAGAAACCUGAUUAGUCAUGAGCAGGCUGGCGAUACCGGAUCGGUUCAUCACUCCAAAAUGCAGCAGAAUCACGCAGGACCAUCUGCCGACAACAAGAACAGGCAAGUUUUCAAGCCUAAGCGUGAGGUUGACUCUGUCAACAAGAAAGAACUGCCCCCACACGUAAUAUCUAGCAACAAUGACGUAAACCAGGACGUGAGGAAAGUCAACAACACGAAGUUUCCCGCCAAAACAGAAAGGUCAGACAAAACACUGUCCAUCCAUCACAAGCCAGAGCUACAUUCCAAUAAAACCCGGUCCAAAUCGGGCUCUGGAUCCAGGAACAGAGCGGAUUCAGGCGCCCGUUCUUCGGCUAUGUCGGGAAAAGGAGCUGGCGCAGAGUCCAACCGAAAGCUCAACCUCACUGGCAGCUACGAGGUUUUGAAGCUGCUGUCGAAGGAGAACCUGGUCAGGAUCGUCAAUUCCCAAAUGCAGAGCGUUCCCAGUCUGAGCUUCCAGAGUAAGGGCAGCCGGAGCAGGAAGAGGGAUUUGAUUGACGUUAAUCGUGGACAGUUAGAGGCCCAGAAAGGCGCCAGACAAGAUGUGGCUGUCACUCAGCUCCACACAGGACUGGAUAAUCAGACCGCAUUUCCUUAUGUAAGCCCCGUCACCACUAGAGAUCUUUAUCGAGACCAGCGUGCUGACACUCGUAUUAAUCCUCUAAGUGGAGUCAAGUCGGCUCUAAGCAAAGGGCAGGACAAAGUGGGGAUGCAGGGUUCAAACAGCAGCGAUAACAAGAGCAAACACCUUGUCCACGUACUGUCAACACCUGGCAGCGAGCUAAGCCUCAGCCCCGACAAACAAGCAAUGAUCAGCCAAACAGAACCAGCAUUUACAUUGACAAAACGCCUCCCACUGCAUGUUUCCUCUGAGACAAAUGAUUCCCCCUCGUCUGUGCUGACAACGCAACCCCUGGGAGUAAGAGCAGCGAGCAGAGGAGCAGAUUCCCACGGAGACCCAUUAACGGAGUGGGUUCACGCCGCUCACACAGAACCCAGCACAGCUCAGUACUCAGCAGAUGAAGACAACAGGCUUGUCAACAGCAGUCAUGUCCUGAGGCUCCACCCGGCGCUCCAAUGGAGCCACGAUGCAAAACAGGCCGAGAUGCGAGCUGUGGAUGCAGAGGACGGGAAGGGCCUGGUGUUUGAGGAAGCAGAGGGUGAGGUGGAAGAAGACGGGCGUGAGCGUAUGGAGGGCAGAGGCUCCCGCUCCCGCAGCAGGAGGAGCUGGAUCUGGAACCAGUUCUUUGUGAUUGAAGAGUAUGCUGGACCAGAACCUGUGCUCAUCGGACGGCUCCACACUGACAUGGACAACAAUGACGGACGCACAAAAUAUGUCCUGAAAGGUGAUGGGGCGGGCUCAGUAUUUGUGAUAGAUGAGAAGACGGGUAACAUCCAUGUGACCAAGCCACUGGACCGCGAGGAGAAGGAUGAGUACCGACUCAUCGCCACAGCCACCGACCGGCAGACCAACAACGCCCUGGAGCCCUCAUCACAGUUCAUAAUUCGGGUGCAGGACAUCAACGACAACCCUCCGGUCUUUGAAGACGGCCCGUACAGUGCCACUGUGCCCGAGAUGGCCAAUAUAGGUACAUCUAUAAUCCAGGUGACAGCGACAGAUGCUGAUGACCCGACUUAUGGGAACAGCGCCAAGCUAGUCUACACACUGGUGCAGGGCCAGCAGUACUUCUCAGUGGAUCCACAGACAGGUAUUCUGCGCACCGCUAUACCUGACAUGGACCGGGAGACCCAGGACCAGUACCUGGUGGUGCUUCAGGCCAAAGACAUGGGGGGCCACCUGGGCGGCCUAUCAGGCACCACCACUGUCACCGUGAGGCUCUCUGACGUCAACGACAACCCUCCUCGCUUCACCCAGAGCACGUGGUCCUUCUCUGUGUCUGAGCUGGCCAUCCCUGGUGCUGAGAUCGGGCGAAUCUCGGCAUCGGACGCCGACCUCGGUGAGAACGCCAGGCUGGAGUACACGAUACUGGAGGGGGAGAGCGGGGAGACGUUCAACAUCACUGGAGUAAACCAGGAGGCAGUCAUCACGCUCAACAAGGCUGUAGACUACGAGAGCCGGAGCUCCUACUCAUUCUCCGUGGAGGUCCUCAACCCCAUAGUCGACCCGCGCUUCCUGCGCCGAGGCCCAUUCAAGGACCGGGCCUCCAUCAGAGUAGCGGUGCUGGAUGCGGACGAGCCACCGAGGUUCUCCCGCUCCCGAUAUCACAUGGACGUGUCAGAGAACUGUCCGCCAGCCUGCACCGUUGGCCGAGUCAGCGCCGUGGAUCCGGACACUGGCCUGACCAACAACAUCAAAUUCUCCAUUGAUCCUCAGUCAGAUCCUGAGACUCUGUUCCGUAUCACCCCAGACACCGGCCUUAUCACCACAGCCAUGGAACUGGACCGUGAGCGGGAGCACUGGCACAACAUUACUGUCAUUGCCACUCAGAGAGACAAUCACAGCCAGGUGUCCAGAGUUUUGGUUGCAGUCGAAACGUUGGACCUAAACGACAAUGCACCCGAGCUGGACAGGCAGUACACAACGGCUCUGUGCGACUCAACCUCUGUGGGGCAGGUGGUGCAGGUGUUGCGGGCGAUUGAUAGAGAUGAGGGAGGGAAUGACAGCACUGUGUAUUUUAGCAUCCCUCCGGAGUCCAGCGCCGCCCUCAACUUCAGCGUCAGGGACAGUGGAGGCCCCACAGCCAGCAUCGUGCUGCUGUCCCAGCUUCAGCCUCUGUCUCGCUCCCUGUCCUCCAUCCAGACGCUCUACGUGCCGCUCGUCCUGAGGGACGGGACAUCAGGCCUCACCAGCACCGGGACGGUCACCGUGUCUGUGUGUCCCUGCCUCAGAGGAGGGGCGCGGGCCGGGGACAAAGAGAAGGACAAGCCGACGGAGGGGGAGUGGGACUGGGGGAGAGAGGCUGUGUGUGUCCCUCAGCAGUCCACCCUGCCUUCGCCUGGACUCAGCACCGCCGCCCUGCUGGCCAUCCUUGCCUGCGUCGCCACGCUGCUCGCCGUGAGCGCCUUGUCAUUGUCACUGCGCCGUCAGAAGCGUAACUCCCUGUCGACGCUGGAGGAGGACGACGUACGCGAGAACAUCAUAACGUACGACGACGAGGGCGGGGGCGAAGCCGACACGGCCGCCUUUGACAUCGCUGCACUUCAGAGCGCGCCUCACAGCUCCCGCUCCCGAGGCUACCGCACACUGGACAGCAGGAAUAUACGUUACGCUCAUCGCAGCCAAGACAAAGGUCGCACUUACAGCUGGGCUCAGAAUCCUGGAGUGGACAUCAACUACUCUGGACCGGGAGGACCUCUCUACGGCCGUCUCUGCUACAGCAGUCACACACUCCCUGUUCUCCGCCGCACACCAGCUGGAGCGUUUGAGUCAGGCCUGGCAGAACUGGGGUAUCGCUUCCCUGAAGGCCAGCCAGACCACUCUCUGGUCAUCCAGAACCAGGGGGCCAUGGUGGGGCCCAUGGAGUCCGGGGCCGUGUACAUAGCUCCUAUAGACCUUAGCACCGGGAGCCGCGCAGGCAGCCGCGCAGGCAGCCGCGACGGAACGGCACCGCAGAGCGGGGUGAGCACCUCGGACGGGGGGACGCCAAGGACGAGUGGCAGCCAAGAGAGAGGGGGAGGCACAGGGACCGCCAGCAACUGCACCGAGGCCAGCAGCGAGGAGAAGGUGAACCACAGUCAAGAUGGGGAUUGGCCCCGAACUGAAACCCCUGGUCCUCACCUACGUUCCUUCCAGGUGCAGUCGGAGACUUUACCCAGAGACCACAAGCUGGUCAUGACCCGAUCGGGCUCCAUGGUUGGCCAAGGUCACGGAGGAGGAGGAUGGGUGUGCGACUCAGCCACCCUUCCCAUGGCAGGACACAGGGCCACCCGCGCUAGCUUGUCACCAAAACGCAUUAGUUCCAGCCAGACUGAGACUGAAUCCAGAGGAGCAGGUGCUGCGGGAGCAGGUAAUGAAGGUGCAAAUGGAGGUGGGGGAACCACCGCGGAGGGACACCGGCCAGCUGCCAGUGCACGCAGCUUUGCCACAGCACUGCAGGGGGAGGUGUCUGGACCGAGGGACUACCCUGGCAGCCUGGGGAGAGGGGGGCUGGAGAUGGGGAGCAACUUUGUGGUGGUCAGACCAGACAGGGAGAGUGGAGCUAUAACAUUGACUGGACCGUCAUCCGUCUACCCAGAAACUGGCUUCAUCGGGGACUGGCGUGAUCGCGUGGACCUUGGGGGAUACAUUGUGGGUAGACGGGAUAUGACCCCACAACUUUUGCCCUUUCCUGGCCAGCCUCGAGGAGCGUAUGCUGGAGUGAUGGGAUUUGGAGCUGGCUGGGUACCAGGGAUGGAGGCAGCCAGAGGGGCAUCAGGGCCUGGUCCCUCUUUGGCACUAAGGGUGGGUGAGUUCCUACGUCUGCGUCUAGCACAGGUUACGUUUGACCCCUCACAGCCACCGUACGACUCGGUGCAGGUGUAUGGCCUGGAAGGCACAGGGUCCAGGGCUGGCUCCCUCAGCUCCCUGGAAAGUGAAGGAGAGAAGGAUGCAGAGAAGGAGGAUUGGGGGGAAGGGCUGGAAGAGUGGGGUCCCCAAUUCCAGAAAUUAUCUCAACUUUUCAAAGAGAAAAAGAAGGAACGAGAGGAGAAGGAUAAAGCUGAAGAUGGCACCAAGACAAAGAUAGAAAAGAAAGAAGAAGCAGUGAAUAAAGAAACGGAGGAGAGCGUUUUGGAGAGGAAGUGACUGAGGAAGGAUAAAAGUGAAACUAAUAGGGGCAAAGGGGGUAAGAAACGAAGGAAGGGAAUAGGGUGAUGAUGAAAAGGCAACCAGAGCUAGAAUAAUAUGAAGGGAAGUUAAAGGGGAGAAAGAUGAAGAGGCAAAGUAAUAAAAAGAGACAGAGAAAAAUGAGCCUGGGGAGGACGGAGAAUGUGAAAGCAGGGGAGGGAGUGAUUGAUGUAAUUUAAAGCAAUAAGUGUUGAAACGCUGAUAUGGUUGAGCACAGAUACUGAGACAAUGCAGGGGCUGCUUCUGCCCGGGGCAGCAACCAUUUGUUAAACGCUUUGGACAAAGAAAAACAACCCAAACAUCCAAGACCCAGUUUAAUUCAACUCCCGUGCACGGAAUAAGAAACAGGAGGCGAGGAGGAAGACGUUGCCUGUCACGUGUCUGCUCGUUCUCUGGGUUUGCAUGUCUGUUCUGUGCCUGGGAGGGAAUAUGAAUAUGGAUGUUCAAGCAUACAGUAGUGCACACACACACACACACACACACACACACACACACACACACACACACACACACACACACACACACACACACACACACACACACACACGUGAGUGCAUAUUAACAAAGUCUGAGGUAGAGAGGCAGAGAGACACACAACAAGAAAUAACAGGUGUGAGAGUAAAACUGGACAUCAGGCACAGUUGAGUACAUAAGGAUGAGAAGGAUGUACAGACGUAGACUGCAAUAAGAGAAAUGACUGUAUAGAAAAUGUAUAGAAAACUUUUUAUUCCAUCCAGGUAGAAAAGGGACUGACUCAGCUCUUUGAAUAACUUCAACACUGUCCAACCAGGAGCAGAAGAAAAUAUUGUGAAAACGUUGUGAGACAAUUUAGGCAUGUGACCCCCAGACCCCACAACCAGACCCGAGAUCCCAGACCCCCGACUCCAGACCCCAGACCCCAGAUCCCAGACCCUAGAACCUAGAACCAGACCCCAGAUCCCAGACCCCAGACUCCAGACCCCAGACUCCAGACUCCAGACCCCAGAUCCCAGACCCCAGACUCCAGACCCCAGAUCCCAGAUCCUGACCCCAAAGCAAAAACCCCAUGGCCAAGACCCUGACGCCAGAACACCAGCCCAAGGACCAAAUUCCAGACCUCAGGCCGCAGGCCCAGACCUUGACCCCAGGCCCCAGACCCAAGGUCCCAGAUCCCGGACCCUCCCUCUCAGCGCUACAGUAGUUUUUAGUUUAGAGACUCACAGAAAAGCUUAACACCACAAAGCUUUGAUUGUACAACAGUUCAUGCUAAAAGUAAAACAUGAUGACUUGUAUUAUUUAUACAUUUUAUGAACAUCUUUAUUUCUAUUUUUUAAGCACAACAUGCACCUUCCCCGCCUCCCACAACCUGUGUUAGGGACAAUGUAUGCAUGAUUUUUGAAAAACAACAAAUGAGCAUAAGACGGCAAUCGGUUCCCACUUUGAAAAUGUAUCUGAUUAAAGUUGCCACAGACCUGUUCCAAGAGUGAACAGCACCAGAGACGUCUCUAGUGUAGGGAGGAUGUCUUGUUGUUGCUAAAGGUCAGGAAGCAAAUGAGCUGGAGUUUUCAGCUGGAAUGCACUUUUAUACUGUGUGAUGUCCAAUAAUAGCUAAUGAACAAUGUGAAAGAUUACAGAUGUUUUAUAAGAUGUCAAUGGUUUGACUUACAAUGUUUGACUGUAUGUAAAAGCAUUUCAGAUGUAAAUACCACUGAAUAUUAUUGCUAAAAGAGAGUAUAUAAAAUGAAAAUGAGUAAAAAAACAUCCAAAUGUUCAAAUGGAGCACUGUUAGAACUAUCUGUAUGUACUGUAGAUUAGAAAUGGAUUAACUGAGCUGGACUAACAGCAAAAAAACAAGACCGUGUUUUCAGCAUCUGUGUACUAUGUGAACAGGUCCGGGUUCGUUUUGUGACAGCUCUUAUCUGAGACAGACACACCGAGGGUUCACUUACACAUGUUGGCCUGUGGCACAUGCGUGUUGUGCUAAAUAUUGGUUUCACCAAAGCCCAGCAGCUAAACUGCCCCAGUGAGGAGGCCGGUUGAUGAAAAUCCACUGGAGUGAGCAGAAAUUUCCCCAAUGGGCACACAACAGAAAUCUAGAUUAUUAUUCUGCAGAACUACAGCAACAUGUUAUUAAUCUGGAAGUGGUUUCUCUCAUUAUGUUCACAGCCUGGGUAAUACUGACUGUAAAAAUAUCUUUUAUUCAUAAUAUAAUAUACUUUCUAACGUAAACAUGGACAAUCAUCUUCUCUGUCAUCGUGGUAAAAUACGCCUGGUCUUCUGGACCAUUCUCAUGUUGCUAAUUUUGCGGAAUAAUAACUAGAAUUUAAUUGAAAAGCGGAUGUGAAUGCCUUGAGUGUGCUGUUGCAGAGUGUCAGCCUUUGUCACGAGUUCACUGUAAAAUCACCACAUACAGUACGUCAAGCUGCCAGCUUUUGCUCGUAAUCAUAACGUUGUUGAGGUGAGUCCACCAUUCAGGAGGCUGAAGAAUGAACCCAUACACGCUUCUGUUCUCUCUGCUGUACCUGAGCCACAGGCUUGUUGAUACAGUGGUGAUCGGACCAAUGUACAAAUACAGCACAACAGGUGGUGACAGCUUUGGGACGGGGGGUGCAGAACCUUGGUGGGACUGGAGCUAUAAUACAUACUACUGAUGGUUAAUACCUCAAUACAAUAAAAGCAGUAAAUGCCUCCAUUAAAUUUGUAAGUGUAGCCCAAAACCCCAACAGCGAAGGAGUUUACCUAACAUAAUUCGAUUACAGUUGUUGAUGAUGUGUCAGAGCACCAAGUAAAAAGCCCAGCUAAGAUGCACAUUAUUCGUCUCUGUCUAACCUACAGUAAGACUUGUAUGUGUCAUCAGAUUACUGUUACUCUGCCAAAUCUUCAUGUCAUCAGUUCACAAAACAUCAUUCCUGCUACUUCUCACACAUCAACAGCUCCAGCAUCGCUACAGCUGUUUGACACCCUAAGGCAUUUAUGUAUAAUGUAAUUUUAAAGAUAUUAAUUUUUACCAUCACGUUCUAUAUCACAAAAUACCAAAACAUUCAACUUGCUGUGUAAUAAAGUAACCUGACUGUUCCCAUAUUCUCUGGUUUCAAAUGAAAGACAUCUUCGUUCCAACUACAAAAACAGAACCCAAGCUGUUAGUUCCUAACAAAUCUAGAAUGACGCUGUCAACUUCUUCUGUUGGAAUAAAACGCUCAACUAUUCAGAGUGAACAUCAUGAAUAACAGUUUGCCAAAGAACUUGGAGGCAUUAUCUUAUGAGAAUAAGUAUUGUUGUAAAGACUAAUGUGUUGCUGUGCCAACGCAUCAUCUGGCAAAUAUUCCUCUUAGCAGUUUGUGAAAUGUGCCAACUCUCUCUCUGUGUCUCAGUGUGUAGUGGAAGCAAAGUUACUCCAGCUCCAUUGCAAACACAACUAGCAUGAGACACCCAUGAAUGAGCUCUCAUUGUCAUCUAUCUGCUGUGUCCUACAGCCUUGAUUGGCUGCAGGUGUUUCAGCUCUUGUGACUGGCUAAUUCUAAGUCCUGCUCUGGCUGAUUGGUCCAAAUCAAAGCAAUGAUUCGUCCUGAUGUCUUGUUGUAGUGUCCCAGACUGGACCACUCCAUGGAGCUGAUUAUCCCACCUCCUGACCCGAAUCAAAGGCGUGAUUAGUUGAUUGAGGCUUGUUUGAGGCUUUUUAAUUCUUAUGGGACCAACACAUCUCUACUAAACUAAACUAACUAACCACAGUGGUCUUGUCAGCUGGUGGAUCAUUAAACCCUGCACAGUAAUUGAGGAUGCAUUACAAUAGUAUCUUAGUACGUUAUAUGUAGCUUGGGUGUGCACAGUGAAGGUCACGACCUCUGGCCUCCUCUUGAAUCCAAACCAUCCGUCCCACUGGUUCUGCACCCCCCUUGUGACUUCAUUGCACUUGCACGAUGCUAAUUCCACUGUGUGCUGAACAAAGUCUAUUUAUUUCCGUUGUACUUUUUCUUUUUGUAAAUUUGAAUAAAAAAGCAACUAUUUCAAACAGA
Molecule: messenger RNA, 9555 nt
Organism: Betta splendens (Siamese fighting fish)
Lineage: Eukaryota; Metazoa; Chordata; Actinopteri; Anabantiformes; Osphronemidae
Gene: cdh24b
Product: cadherin-24
Exons: 14
Coding region: 551-5521 (1656 amino acids)
Biological process (GO): adherens junction organization; cell morphogenesis; multicellular organism development
Cellular component (GO): catenin complex; plasma membrane; adherens junction
Molecular function (GO): cadherin binding; calcium ion binding
Source: RefSeq, a predicted model, not a curated record